Molecule: messenger RNA, 984 nt
Organism: Papaver somniferum (opium poppy)
Lineage: Eukaryota; Viridiplantae; Streptophyta; Magnoliopsida; Ranunculales; Papaveraceae
Product: protein RKD1-like
Exons: 3
Coding region: 1-984 (327 amino acids)
Molecular function (GO): DNA-binding transcription factor activity
Source: RefSeq, a predicted model, not a curated record
AUGGAAUUCAAUAACCAGCAGCCAUUUUCAUCAUCAGCAUCAACCUCACUUACUGAUAGUAACCCAUUUCUCUUUGCAAACGAUUUACCUCCAUUUUCUCCCGAUUUCAGCAACUUCAAUUACGACAUAUGGGAAUUUCCACUCUUCCCAUCACAAAGGAGUAAUAGUACUUUGCUUGAAGUUCCUUUGUUUGAAAGCUUUCCAAUAGAACCACUGGAUAUACCAUCUCAAGAUGUUUUGCCAGAGGGUUUUUGCAAUAUUGGAUAUGGAAAUGAGAGUUCUGCAGGAGUUGGUUUUGGUUAUAAAGAAAUGGAAUUAGGGUUUGAAGAAAGGAAAGAGGUUAAUAUCCUGAGGGAUGACAGUAUGAACACUGGAGUUCAACUAAGUAGUAAUAGUAGUAGUACUACUAUUAGUACUAAUCCUUCUUAUAAUUAUGAGAAAGUGAUGUUGAACAUGGAAACAGAAGCAGAGAAGGGAAGAAAUGUGAAGGUGAUGAAAAGAUGCAGAUCAUCAUCUGAUAUUCAAAUAACUGAUAAUGAUACCAUUUUUGCUGUCUCUUCAACAUUUCUGUCUUAUGAAACGAUUUCGAAAUAUUUUUACAUGCCGAUAACACAAGCUGCUAGAGAGCUUAACGUUGGAUUGACUUUGUUGAAGAAAAGAUGUAGAGAAUUGGGUAUUCCCAGAUGGCCUCAUAGAAAGUUGAUGAGUUUACAAACCCUAAUCAAGAAUGUUCAGGAAUUGGAAAAGAAUCAAGAGAAAGCGGGAAAUGGAAACGGUAGGAUGAAGAUAAGAGACGCAGUGGAAGUAUUGGAGAAUCAAAAGAAGUUAAUCGAGGAAAUGCCAGGAAUUCAAUUGGAAGAGAACACCAGGAGACUUAGACAAGCUUGUUUCAAAGCCAAUUACAAGAAAAGAAGGCUUAUGGCUGAUCAGAUGGCAAUGGAUCAGCAUCAUCAUCAACACCACUUCAAGAGCGAAUCAUGUUGA